Messenger RNA from Tachyglossus aculeatus (Australian echidna), 3155 nucleotides. It is a transcript of the gene MYO1D, whose product is annotated as myosin ID. Gene Ontology annotation, cellular component: plasma membrane; actin cytoskeleton; microvillus. The record is from RefSeq and is a predicted model, not a curated record. Lineage: Eukaryota; Metazoa; Chordata; Mammalia; Monotremata; Tachyglossidae. Gene Ontology annotation, molecular function: ATP binding; actin filament binding; microfilament motor activity. Gene Ontology annotation, biological process: vesicle transport along actin filament; actin filament organization.
CCUCCUAGUCUGGUCCUCGGAGGCCGGGCCUCCCAGCCUCCUGGUCCUGAGAGGCCGGUGGCAGUCAGGUCCCCUCCAGGCCCAGCGGACCCCAGGACCCCCAGGACCCCCCGGACCCCCAGCUGGGCGUUGCCAUGGCAGAGCAGGAGAGCCUGGAGUUCGGCAAGGCGGACUUCGUACUCCUGGACGCCGUCACCAUGACGGACUUCAUGGCCAACCUGAAGCUCAGGUUUGAGAAAGGGCGGAUCUACACCUUCAUCGGCGAAGUGGUGGUUUCCGUGAACCCCUACAAGAGCCUGAACAUCUACGGGAGGGACACGAUCGAGCAGUACAAGGGACGGGAACUGUAUGAGCGACCUCCUCACCUCUUCGCCAUCGCCGACGCCGCUUACAAGGCCAUGAAGAGGAGAGCCAAAGACACUUGCAUCGUCAUCUCCGGGGAAAGUGGGGCCGGAAAAACGGAAGCCAGCAAAUACAUCAUGCAGUAUAUCGCCGCCAUCACCAAUCCCGGUCAGAGGGCCGAGGUGGAGAGAGUGAAGAACAUGUUGCUGAAAUCCAACUGCGUAUUGGAGGCCUUCGGGAAUGCCAAGACCAACCGGAACGACAACUCCAGCAGGUUUGGGAAAUACAUGGACAUCAACUUCGACUUCAAGGGGGACCCGAUCGGUGGACACAUCAAUAACUAUUUGCUCGAGAAGUCUCGAGUGAUUGUGCAGCAACCGGGGGAAAGAAGCUUUCACUCCUUCUAUCAGCUUCUCCAAGGAGGUUCCGAGCAGCUGCUGCGUUCGCUCCACCUCCAGAAAGAUGCCUCUUCGUACAGCUAUGUCCGUGGCGGAGCUCAGCUGAAGUCGUCCAUCAACGAUGGGGCGGAAUUCAAAGCAGUGGCCGAGGCCAUGAAAGUGAUCGGCUUCAAGCCUGAGGAAAUUCAAACAACGUACAAAAUUCUGUCUGCUAUUCUUCACCUGGGGAAUUUGAAGUUUGUCUUGGAUGGGGACACGCCGCUGAUCGAGAACAACCGGGUGGUGACGGCCAUCGCCGACCUGCUGUCCACGCGGGCCGAGCUUUUGGAGAAGGCCCUCCUGUUCCGCACCGUGGCCACGGGCCGAGACGUCAUCGAUAAGCAGCACACGGAGCAGGAAGCCACCUAUGGUCGAGACGCCUUCGCCAAGGCUAUCUAUGAGCGCCUCUUCUGCUGGAUCGUCACCUGCAUCAACGACGUCAUCGAGGUGAAGGAUUACGACAGCAGCGUCCGCGGGAAAAACACCGUCAUCGGGGUCCUGGAUAUCUACGGCUUCGAGAUCUUCGACAACAACAGUUUCGAGCAGUUCUGCAUCAACUACUGCAACGAGAAGCUGCAGCAGCUCUUCAUCCAGUUGGUGCUGAAGCAGGAACAGGAGGAAUAUCAGCGGGAAGGGAUUCCUUGGAAGCAUAUCGAUUACUUUAACAAUCAGAUCAUCGUGGAUCUGGUGGAGCAGCAGCAUAAAGGGAUCAUUGCCGUCCUGGACGACGCCUGCAUGAACGUUGGCAAAGUCACCGACGAGAUGUUCCUUGAGGCGCUCAACACCAAACUGGGGCGGCACGCCCAUUUCUCCAGCCGAAAGCUCUGCGCCACCGACAAAAUCCUGGAGUUCGAUCGCGAUUUCCGGAUUAAGCACUACGCCGGAGAUGUGAUCUAUUCCGUCAUCGGAUUUAUCGACAAAAACAAAGAUACCUUAUUUCAAGAUUUCAAGCGCCUUAUGUACAACAGCUCAAAUCCCGUGCUGAAGAAGAUGUGGCCCGAGGGCAAGCUGAGCAUCACCGAAGUGACCAAACGGCCUCUCACCGCCGCGACCCUGUUCAAGAACUCCAUGGUCGCCUUGGUAGACAACUUAGCCUCAAAGGAGCCGUACUACGUCCGUUGCAUCAAGCCGAACGACAAAAAGUCGCCACAGUUGUUCGACGCCGAGCGUUGCGGCCAUCAAGUCGAGUACUUGGGCCUACUGGAGAACGUCAGGGUUCGCCGGGCCGGCUUUGCGUACCGCCAGACUUACCAGAAGUUUCUGCUCAGAUACAAGAUGCUCUCCAAGUUCACCUGGCCAAAUCACGACCUUCCCUCCGACAGAGAAGCCGUGAAGAAACUGAUCGACGGCUGCGGGUUUCAGGACGACGUGGCCUACGGGAAAACCAAGCUUUUCAUCCGCACCCCCCGGACCCUGUUCACCUUGGAGGAGCUCCACGCCCAGAUGCUCGUCAGGAUCGUCCUCUUCCUGCAGAAGGUCUGGCGAGGAGCCCUGGCCCGGCUGCGCUACAAGAGGACCAAAGCCGCCCUCUCCAUCGCCCGCCACUACCGCCGCUACAAAGUCAAGGCCUACGUCCGGGAAGUGGCCCGGCGCUUCCGUGGCGUCCAAACCAUGACGGACUAUGGGAAGAACGUCAAGUGGCCGACCCCUCCCAAAGUCCUGUGGCGUUUCGAGGAAGCCCUGAAGGCGAUUUACCGCAGGUGGAGGGCAACCCGGCUCAUCAACAGUCUCCCCCCCGAAGACCUGCCCCAAGUCAGGGCCAAGGUGGCCGCCUUGGAAAUGCUCAAGGGUCACAGGGCGGACCUCGGCCUGCAGCGAGCCUGGGAGGGCAACUACCUCAUAGCCAAGCCGGACACGCCUCAGACCCCGGACACUUUCGUCCCCGUCGCCAACGAGCUGAAGCGGAAGGACAAAUACAUCAGUGUCCUCUUCUCCUGUCACGUCCGUAAGGUCAAUCGAUUCAAUAAAGUGGAAGACAGAGCCAUUUUUGUGACUGACCGUCACCUUUAUAAGAUGGACCCCACUAAGCAGUACAAAGUGAUGAAGACCAUCCCCCUCUACAACUUGACUGGAUUGAGCGUCUCCAAUGGGAAGGACCAACUUGUGGUCUUCCACACCAAAAACAAAAAAGAUCUGAUCACCUGCCUUUUCAGCGGACAACCGACAAGUGAGAGUCGGAUAGGAGAACUCGUCGGCGUCCUGGCGAAUCAUUUCAAGAGCGAGAAGCGCCCACUGCCAGUGACGGCUACGAACCCAGUGCAGUGCCACCUGAACGGCAAGACCUGCACCGUGUCGGUGGAGACCCGGCCCAACCAGCCGCAGCCCCACUUCACCAAGAACGGCUCCGGCUUCAUCCUCAGCGUCCCGGCCAACUAG